AGGAGUUCUGUUGGUUCGGUCCAUUUCCACUUGGAAGUAUGUCAGCGGCUCCCGUGCGUCCGGAGUGACGUCUGGAUCUGCCUCUGCUGGAUUUCUUCUCAGAUUGGGAUUAUUUUCCUCCAGGAGACUUGUUCUGGUUCCGAGGCUCCCAGGAUGCCGGGGACUCUCCAACCUCCUCCUCUCUCACUCUGAGAGAACCCGUCUCUCCCCGCUGGACGUGAACUCCGCGCGCGUUUCUCCUUUUCUGUUCGCUCUGCUGUGCCACCUCCUAAGGAUGCGUGGUGGAUUGCUGCUGCUCCUCCUCACCCAGGUCACCUCGGUGUCCUGCUUGGCUCAGACCGAUAAAUGCGGGGGCCACAUUGAGAUCGAGGCCCCGGACUACUUGACCUCCCCGGAUUACCCCAGCGCCUACCCCCCCUCGCAGCUCUGCAGGUGGGUGAUCACCGCACCUGAAGCUGGCCAGAGGAUCCUCAUCAACUUCAACCCGCAUUUUGAUCUGGAGGACAGAGACUGCAAGUACGACUAUGUGGAGGUCUUCAACGGCGGGGACGAGUUCUCACCCACGUUGGGGAAGUUCUGUGGGAAAAUUGCUCCAUCUCCCAUCAUUUCCAGUGGCGGGCAGCUCCUCAUCAAGUUUGUCUCCGACUACGAAACUCACGGAGCCGGGUUCUCCGUCCGCUACGAGGUCUUCAAGACAGGUCCGGAAUGCUCCAGGAACUUCACGGCUCCCAGAGGAACCAUCGAGACACCGGGCUUCCCCGAGAAGUACCCCAACAACCUGGACUGCACCUUCAUGAUCUUCGCCCCCAAGAUGUCCGAGAUCGUGGUGGAGUUCGAGAGCUUCAGCAUGGAGCCCGACACGUCGCCGCCGCCGGGCGCCGUCUGCCGAUACGACUGGCUGGAGAUCUGGGACGGCUUCCCUGCAGUGGGUCCUCACAUCGGCAGGUACUGCGGCCACUCGUCUCCGGGCCGAGUCAUCUCCUACACGGGCGUCCUGUCCAUGACCAUCAUCACCGACACCGCCAUCGCCAAGGAGGGCUUCUCCGCCAACUACACCAUCCGGGAGAGGAGCGUCCUCCCGGAGGACGAGGAUUUCGCCUGCAUGGAGCCGCUGGGCAUGGAGUCGGGGGAAAUUUCCUCGGACCAGAUCUCGGCCUCCUCCAAGUACAACUCCAACUGGUCCCCGGAGCGCUCGCGCCUCAACUACCAGGAGAACGGCUGGACCCCCUCAGACGACAGCGUCAGGGAGUGGAUACAGGUGGACCUGGGUUUUCUCAGAUUCGUCACGGCCAUCGGGACGCAAGGCGCCAUUUCUAAAGAGACUAAAAAGCGCUACUACGUGCGCUCCUACAAAGUGGACCUGAGCUCUAACGGAGAGGACUGGGUCACGGUGAAGGAGGGCUCCAAGCAGAAGAUCUUUGAGGGGAACCACAACCCGACAGAUGAAGCUCGUGCCUUCCUCCCCAAACCGACGUUGACCCGCUACAUCCGGAUCCGUCCCAUGACCUGGGAGCAAGGCAUCUGCAUGCGCUUCGAGGUCUACGGUUGCAGAUUAUCAGACUACCCGUGUUCGGUGAUGUUGGGGAUGGUGUCGGGUCAGAUCUCGGACGCUCAGAUCAGCGCCUCGUCCUUCGCCGAUCGGGGCUGGGUGGCUGAGAACGUGCGGUUGUUGACAGGCAGGUCGGGCUGGACCGGGCAGCAGACCAAGCAACCGUUCAAGAACGAGUGGCUACAGGUGGAUCUGGGCCAGGACAGGAUGCUGAGCGGCGUGGUGAUCCAGGGAGGGAAACACCGCGACCGCAACGUCUUCGUGAAGAGGUUCAAGGUGGGCCACAGCCUGGACGGAGACAAAUGGACCGUAAUCAAGGAGGAGAACACCACCAAGCCCAAGAUAUUUAUGGGGAAUCAGAACCAUGAAACCCCGGAGCUGAGAUCAGUGGGUCCACUUCUGACCCGGUUUGUCAGGAUUUACCCCGAGAGGUCGACCAACGAGGGGGUGGGCCUCCGUCUGGAGCUGCUGGGCUGCGAACUGGACGAGAUAACCACCACGGCGGCCCCCACCACGCCGCUCGCCUCCACGCUGCCCAUCACCACGUUUGGGGCGACCACAGCGACGCAGGCCACGCCCCCCAGCACGACUCCUGGAGCAGACUGCGAGGACGGACGGCGGCACUGUACCGACGAGACGGAGGCGCCCGACGAUUAUGAGACGGGAGACAUCUUGACCGUCAACCCCAACGUGGACAUUCCAGCUUACCUGUGGUUCGCCUGUAAUUUUGACUUUUCGUCGUUCUGUGGUUGGACUAAAGAGACCGGUUCAGGAGCCGAGUGGUUCAUCCAGACCAGUGAUGCUCCUGGGGUCUACAGGGGACCGGCCUUCGACCACACAGGUGGACCGGGGAACUUCAUCUUCAUGGAGCUGACAGACUCCAGCACACAAAGUAAAACUGGAGAUGACAGAGAUGAGGAGGAGAAGGUGGCCCGGCUGGCCAGCCUCCCCAUCACCACGCCCGACACCAACCUGUGCAUGUCAUUCUGGUACCACAUGAGCGGCGAGCACAUCGGGACGCUGCACGUCAAACACAGACAAGAGACGGAGGAGGGACACAUCCUGUGGACCACGAGUGGACAUCAGGGCAGCCGGUGGAGGGAGGGUCGGGUCUUACUGCCCCGCUCCAGCCUCCCCUAUCAGGUGGUGGUGGAAGGCGUAGCAGACAGACGCAGCUCAGGACUCAUCGCUGUGGACAACAUUCAGAUCAUUGAUGGCGUCCACUUUCAGGACUGCAGGAAUCCAGAACCUCCGACUCUCUCGACCGAUAUCUUCAUGCUGCCCGUGGACUCCCUCUCUCAGGAAACGGGGGACCUCGGCGGGCCGGGCAACAUGCUGAAGACCCUGGACCCCAUCCUCAUCACCAUCAUCGCCAUGUCGGCUCUGGGCGUCUUCCUGGGCGCCAUCUGCGGCGUGGUCCUGUACUGCGCCUGCUCGCAGGGCAGCAUGACGGACAGGAACUUAUCCGCCCUGGAAAACUACAACUUUGAGCUGGUGGACGGCGUGAAGCUAAAGAAGGACAAGAUGAACGGACAGACGCACAACUACUCGGAGGCGUGAGCGUUGAAAGAUGCUUUUCAAUAGACGAUGGGGGCGGAGCUGUGCGCACGCAGCCAAUCAGGAGGGGCCGAGGCCAUCGAGGGGCGGGCUAACGGCGAGCUGACAUUCCUCAGGAGCUGCGAUGGAAGGGACUGACCUGCAGGGGGCACUGUGUGUAAAAAAAAAAAAUCUGUACAGCAAAAAAAAAGAAGACAACUUGGAUUUCUUUUAGUUUUGGUUCGUUUUAUUUGACGUGCGUCGUUGAUUAAUCACAUGCUGGUGUUGAGACCAAUUCAAAUGGAAGUAUCGUUUGUGAACUCUGACGGAGAAAUUUGUUCGUUUAUUUUCGUUCUGAUUGUUUUACAGGAAAAUACGUGAAGUUUAAUAUCUGAGUCGGACGGUGGAUGCGUGGACGUGUCCUCCCCCCCCCCAUAAUCAUCCACAUCGACGGUGUGUUUGUACAAAUGAAGCGUGUUCUUGCUGCAGGCCCGUCCUGCUCCGACAGUGCCUUUUUUUUCCUGUUUUUCCGUUUUGCCUUGUCUUCUGCUGGCGAUCCGUCCUGCGUGUGGAGAACGUCCAAACUGUGAUCUGUUCGUUUUGUUUUUUUAUCGCUGUAUUUCACUUCGGCAGACGCUCCGUCGACGGGUUUGUCCCCCAGCAGGAAGUCGUGCAGGAGCCCCGAACGCCUCGUUUCGACGGCAAGCGACACAAGCAACGUAUUGUACAUACUGUAGGUUUUAAUAUAUUUGAGCCUUUUCUAUGAAGAAGGAAACCUGACACCGGUGCUGCGGUAUCCUUCUGGAGUCGAACGGAAACAGAAUCGUUUUUUACACGUCAGCUGGAGGCUGAGAGGAGAAAAACUCAGACAUCUGUGACGAGAAGUGACUUCUAUACAGGGUAAACGUUUAGCAGCCGCAAGGAAACUCAAAGACGAGCCACUGCUUCGAAUCAUUGAUGGAGGUUCUGAUCGGACCGGGGCGUCUCCAAUCAGUCGAAGCUUAAUUUUUUAUCUCGUUUGAUACGUUUGGAUUUAAAAAGGAAACGGGAAUGAAUGUUUUCUGUGCUGGAAUCUGAAUCAAACGGGUGAAACAUCGGAGCUGAAACUUGUUUGUUGUCCCAGAGAUUCAACAGUUUGUUUAUUUUUAAGUCUACAAGGCAACGAAUUACAAAAGUUGUUCCCUUUUUUCCCCCCACGUUUAUUUUAUUAUGUAAUUAAAAUGGAAAAUAUGGAUUUAAAAUGGCCAUUUUCAGUAAAAACUAUUGGUGGGGCUCAAAACUCGACGUAAAUCUGAUUUUUUUCUCAUUCGUGUCGCCUCAAACGUUCCCUGAUCGACCCUGUGAGAAGCUAAAACUUCUCCGGUCUUCUGCUUUCCCAUCAUUUUUCAAUACAUUUUAGUUUUGGAAACAAGAAACAUGGAAAGAGAAAACAUUCUUCUUAAAGUUUUGUUGUCCUGCGGAGACUUUUUGUUAAACAUCAGCCGAAAUCGUGAAGCUGACGUCAAAAAGAACUGACGGAGCGAGAACGUUUGUUUCUGAUGAUCAGCGGCUCGAAGACUUCCCUGAUCACAUUAAAACUGCUUUUUUUUAAAUAUAUAAGUAUUUGAGUUGUGUGGAAUUCUGUGGAAAAGUUACAAAUAUCUUACCUGUUGUAGAUAGCUCUUUGAACAGCUUCUGUUUGGAUAAAUAAAGAUUAAAUCUGACCGGAUCAGCGAGCUAAAGGUUACUGAAAUCUUUAACGAUGGCGUCUCGUUGAGAUUCAACAGCUGGAGACUCAAAAAAGGCAAAUCUUUUGUUUCAGCCACAAAGCUGGCUCAUCUAAACAUGUCAGCCAUUUUGGCUCUACUACUACCUCGCUUCACGUCACAUAAGAGCAACAGUGUAUUGGCUCAGUCCCCCCCCCCCCACCCCACCCCCUGCCGUCUGAAAGCUCACCGCGGUUUACGUUCCCAUCAGUUUUACAUUGUACAGUCAUCCUGACAGAACUG
Messenger RNA from Nematolebias whitei (Rio pearlfish), 5073 nucleotides. RefSeq names its product neuropilin-1a. Bases 275 to 3109 code for a protein of 944 amino acids. Gene Ontology annotation, cellular component: membrane. Lineage: Eukaryota; Metazoa; Chordata; Actinopteri; Cyprinodontiformes; Rivulidae. The transcript is spliced from 18 exons. Gene Ontology annotation, molecular function: vascular endothelial growth factor receptor activity; semaphorin receptor activity. Gene Ontology annotation, biological process: vascular endothelial growth factor signaling pathway; axon guidance; angiogenesis. The record is from RefSeq and is a predicted model, not a curated record.